CGGCUCGGUAGGCACUUCCGGAAGUGAUGCGCUGGGUUCCGGGAGAGGGCUGGCGGGAGAGGGGAAAGGCAGCGAUUGACGAUUGGCAGCUGGAGGAUGAAGAAGGAGCAUGUUAGUCACUGUCAGUUCUCCGCGUGGUACCCGCUCUUCCGAAGCCUUACCAUCAAGAGUGUCAUUCUCCCGCUUCCGCAGAAUGUGAAAGACUAUCUACUUGAUGAUGGGACUCUCGUGGUCUCAGGAAGGGAAGAUCCACCAACAUGCUCCCAGUCAGACAGUGGUAAUGAAGAGGAGGAAACACAGUGGUCCGAUGAUGAGAGCACAGCCACACUUACGGCACCAGAGUUUCCUGAGUUCAACAGUCAAGUCCAAGAAGCUAUCAAUUCCCUGGGGGGCAGUGUCUUCCCGAAGCUUAACUGGAGUGCCCCAAGGGAUGCAUACUGGAUAGCAAUGAACAGUUCUCUGAAGUGUAAAACUCUCAGUGACAUCUUCCUGCUUUUCAAGAGUUCCGACUUCAUCACCCGUGACUUCACACAGCCAUUUAUUCAUUGUAAUGAUGAUUCUCCAGAUCCUUGUAUAGAGUAUGAGCUUGUUCUCCGGAAAUGGUGUGAAUUAAUCCCUGGGGCUGAAUUCCGAUGUUUUGUCAAAGAAAACAAGCUUAUUGGUAUUUCUCAGAGGGACUACACGCAAUACUAUGAUCAUAUUUCUAAGCAAAAAGAAGAAAUUUGCAGAUGCAUUCAAGAUUUUUUCAAGGAUCACCUACAGUAUAAAUUCCUAGAUGAAGACUUUGUGUUCGAUAUUUACCGAGACAGUAGGGGGAAGGUGUGGCUGAUUGACUUCAACCCGUUUGGGGAGGUCACAGACUCGCUGUUGUUUACUUGGGAAGAGCUAACAUCCUCAAACAACCUACGUGGUGACGUCAGUGAAGGGAACGCCCAGGAGCAGGAUUCUCCAGCUUUCCGUUGCACAAACAGUGAAGUCACAGUGCAGCCCAGCCCCUACCUGAGCUACGGGCUGCCAAGGACUUCGUAGACCUUUCCACCGGGGAAGAUGCUCACAAGCUCAUAGAUUUUCUUAAGCUGAAAAGAAAUCAACAAGGAGGACGACUGAGUGCUGCUUGAAGAACAAGUCAAGAGGGAAACAGCUACGCCAGAGGCCUCACAUAGAACACAACUCCCCAGUGACCCAAACUAGGUGCAGACAAGUGGGCAGGAAGCAGAAUCACUGGCUUUGAUCUUCAUGUAUAUUUACCUGGAGAGAGAUGGAGGACCUUUGGUAGUUGUAAAAAAACAACAA
This is a messenger RNA of Apodemus sylvaticus (European woodmouse), 1293 nucleotides long. It is a transcript of the gene Cdc123, whose product is annotated as cell division cycle 123. Gene Ontology annotation, cellular component: cytoplasm. The coding region runs from base 97 to 1029 and encodes 310 amino acids. NCBI's taxonomy places the organism in Eukaryota, Metazoa, Chordata, Mammalia, Rodentia, Muridae. The record is from RefSeq and is a predicted model, not a curated record. The transcript is spliced from 13 exons.